This is a messenger RNA of Hemicordylus capensis (graceful crag lizard), 2990 nucleotides long. RefSeq names its product negative elongation factor complex member C/D (gene NELFCD). The coding region runs from base 148 to 1869 and encodes 573 amino acids. The transcript is spliced from 15 exons. NCBI's taxonomy places the organism in Eukaryota, Metazoa, Chordata, Lepidosauria, Squamata, Cordylidae. Gene Ontology annotation, cellular component: nucleus; NELF complex. Gene Ontology annotation, molecular function: RNA binding. The record is from RefSeq and is a predicted model, not a curated record. Gene Ontology annotation, biological process: negative regulation of transcription elongation by RNA polymerase II.
GCGCUGGAGGGAGGCUGCUGCUGGGCCCGGCCUCCAUGGUGAAGCGGCCAGCCAGGAGGAUGGGCGUGUGGUUGUUUUUAAAUCUUAAGCACCCUUAUAAUAGGCAAUUUCUCCAAGUAGUUCCGGCCAACCUGUGGUGUGCUCCAGAUGUUGGUGGACUACAGAUCCCAUCAUCCCCACCUUGAGCAAGAUGAUGAAUAUGGAGAAGAAGAUGAUGCUGAAGUCCAGCAGGAAUGUUUGCACAAAUUUUCUACCCGUGAUUACAUAAUGGAGCCCUCAAUUUUUAAUACUUUAAAAAGGUAUUUCCAGGCAGGUGGCUCUCCAGAGAAUGUGAUCCAGCUCUUAUCGGAGAACUAUACUGCCAUAGCUCAGACAGUAAACCUGCUGGCUGAGUGGCUAAUUCAAACAGGAGUUGAGCCAAUCCAAGUCCAGGAGACAGUAGAAAACCACUUAAAAAGCUUGCUCAUUAAACACUUUGAUCCUCGAAAAGCAGAUUCCAUUUUCACAGAGGAAGGAGAGACGCCAGCAUGGCUAGAACAAAUGAUAGCCCACACGACAUGGAGGGAUCUCUUCUACAAACUGGCUGAAGCCCACCCAGACUGCCUCAUGCUGAACUUCACUGUCAAGCUUAUCUCUGAUGCUGGGUACCAAGGGGAGAUCACUAGUGUAUCGACAGCCUGCCAGCAAUUAGAGGUCUUUUCUCGAGUACUACGUACCUCUCUAGCUACAAUCUUAGAUGGUGGGGAAGAAAACCUGGAGAAGAAUCUACCUGAGUUUGCUAAAAUGGUGUGCCAUGGAGAACAUACAUACCUCUUUGCCCAAUCUAUGAUGUCCAUAUUAGCCCAAGAAGAGCAAGGUGGCUCUGCUGUGCGCAGGAUUGCUCAGGAAGUUCAGCGAUUUGCUCACGAGAAAGGCCACGAUGCCAGUCAGAUCACUCUAGCUCUGGGAACUGCUGCCUCCUACCCUCGUGCCUGCCAGGCGCUCGGUGCCAUGCUGUCGAAAGGAGCUCUGAACCCGGCGGAUAUCACCGUUCUCUUCAAAAUGUUCACGAGCAUGGAUCCUCCUCCAGUAGAACUGAUCAGAGUUCCUGCUUUCUUGGACCUUUUCAUGCUGUCGCUGUUUAAGCCUGGUGCUAAGAUCAACCAGGAUCAUAAACACAAAUAUAUCCAUAUUUUGGCAUAUGCAGCUAGUGUUGUGGAAACCUGGAAAAAGAACAAGAGGGUGAGCAUAAAUAAAGAUGAACUCAAGUCCACUUCAAAAGCUGUAGAAACAGUCCACAACCUCUGCUGCAAUGAAAAUAAAGGAGCUUCUGAACUUGUGGCAGAUCUAAGCACCCUUUACCAGUGCAUCAGGUUUCCAGUUGUAGCAAUGGGGGUCCUGAAAUGGGUUGACUGGACGGUAUCAGAGCCCCGCUAUUUCCAGUUGCAGACUGAUCAUACUCCAGUGCACUUGGCAUUGUUGGACGAGAUCAGUACAUGCCAUCAGCUACUUCACCCUCUGGUCUUGCAGCUUCUUGUCAAACUCUUUGAGACAGAACACUCUCAGCUUGAUGUUCUGGAGCAGCUGGAACUUAAGAAAACCCUUCUGGACAGGAUGGUUCACUUACUGAGCCGAGGCUAUGUUCUUCCCGUGGUUGGCUAUAUCCGCAAGUGUCUUGAGAAGCUGGACACAGACAUUUCUUUGAUCAGAUACUUUGUGACUGAGGUGCUGGAUGUGAUUGCUCCUCCAUAUACCUCUGAUUUUGUGCAGCUUUUUCUUCCAAUCUUGGAGAAUGACAGCAUUGCAGGCACCAUUAAGACAGAAGGCGAGCAUGAUCCUGUCACAGAGUUCAUAGCUCAUUGUAAAUCAAACUUCAUCAUGGUCAACUGAAGCAGAAAAAAAGAAGCUAACUACUGAUCCUGUGGAUUACCCUACUCUGAGUGCUGCAGUAUAUAGGAUAAUACAAACAGCACUGAACAAAGAAUGAGUCUGCUGAUCCAUUUUAAAGAACAACAUGCUGGCUGUCUGGCUUGUGACUUCAAGCAUAAAAUCUGUAGUGUUUGCUUAGCAAAAUGGAAGAAAUGUGAUGCAAGAGUUAGCAAUGUUACUCUUUAGAGCAGGCCUGCUCAACUUUGCACCCCCCCAGCUGUUUUUGGACUACAACUCCCACAAUCCCCAGUCACAGUGGCCAGUAGCCAGGGAUUAUGGGAGUCGUAGGCCAACAUCUGCAGGAGGGCCGAAGUUACCCUCCUGCUUUAGAGGCUUCCUUGGGAAUUGCAUUUUUUCAGUGUGUGAUGGAUUGUUUUCAAUAUGUAUGGCUGGCUAUUCUAGGAUUUAAAAUGGGGAAUUGCCUCAACAUCACCAGCAAGUAACUUUUGCAAAUGGAAAGGUGUUGCAGAACUAGUUCAUCCACACUCUUUGGUCUUUGGUCAUCGUAUACACAACUGUGGGGUAACUGACAACAUUAUUUAUUUGCCUUUGAGUAAUGAAUAUCAUAGAUGUUAGUCAUCCGGUUAAUGACACUGGCUUACAUGAUGAGGAAAAUUACUCAAAGUAAUUUGCUUGAAAUUAAACGGGCAAGUUAGGCAAUGCCUUCUUUGAGUAACUUUCCUCCUCAUGUAAGCCAUUGUAACUUGUGAACCAACCUUAAGUUAUCGGUCACAGAAUAGCUAUGGUACCCUUUGGGUUUUCAUUUCAUUUCAGAGAGCAGUUGUAAAUAAUUGCUAAAAUGUUGACUUCUGCAAAACUUUUGUGCAUCACAAAUGGUUAUCGCUAGUUCUCUGCAGAUGCUGGUGAAGAAACACAGGUAUCUGGUGUUCUUAAACUGUUAACCAUUAUUGGUAAGCUUCAUUACCUUAAAUUUGUCAGAAUGCGACAAAUUUAAGGUAGCUCUAUAUAACCUUUCUUAAUACUGCCUUGUCAUCACCUGUUCAGAACGAAAAGCUGGAAGCAUAACUUAUACUUUUUAAUAAGCUCGCAUUUAGCUAUAGAAUGUUGCUUUAUUCCAUCAA